AUGGAUUUCCUUACUGUAUUCUUCGUUCUCCCCACUAUAUCCUCCUAUAGUACAAGAGUCAACGUGAUAUUCUUUUACAUGACAUGGACCACUCUUGUGCUCUCACAUACCGCUUUACGGGUUGAAUUGUUCGGCACGUUGCUUGCGCGCCUACUAUUCUACCUUUUCCCCUCCCUUGUCUUUUUCAUUCUCGACAUUGCAGCUCCAGGCACAUCCGCUUCCUUCAAAGAGCGAGGUGAAUCCGGUCUCCCAACUGGAAGCAAGCGCACCAAGCCUUCGUUGAAGGAACUCAAGAUUGCAGGAUGGUCGCUCGCUAACUUGGCGCUGGGAAUCGUCGUGCAAAUGACGAUUGAAGCGUUCCUUAUAAAAACUCCUAAGUUGCGACCUGCAGUACAGAUGGCCAUCAGCGUCCCAAUGCCUUGGACUGUCACAAAGCAGCUUUUCUGGGGAUUUCUUCUUCGAGAGAUCUUAUCAUACAGCAUCCACCGCUUCGUCCUCCACACCAAAAUCCCCGUCUUUUCCCUUGUCGCUCAAUUCCACAGAACCUGGUACCAUGCCCUCCGCGCCCCGUUUCCCCUAACAGCGCACUACGACCACCCGCUUGUCUACCUCCUCUCAACUUUUAUCCCGAUGUACAUGCCAGUUCUAUUCUUCCGUUACCAUAUGAUCACCUUCCUCAUAUAUACGGUCAUCAUCUCAAUUGAAGAAACAUUCGCAUUCUCUGGAUACUAUGUGCUGCCAGGUUUCCUGCUGAACUGGGUCGCGCGCCGAACGGAGCUCCAUCUUGCCCAUGGCGGCAAGACGCACUUUGGGCGCUGGGGCGUCGUUGAUCUCCUUGUGGGGACGGGGUGGUAUGGUAGUAAUAGUUUUGCCGGCUGGGGUGACGAUUCAAGCGGCGCAGAGAGUUCAAGGGGUAAAGUUGGCCCUGGGAGAGGGAGGAGGUGA
Messenger RNA from Aspergillus puulaauensis, 945 nucleotides. Its product is annotated as sterol desaturase family protein. The record is from RefSeq and is a predicted model, not a curated record. Lineage: Eukaryota; Fungi; Ascomycota; Eurotiomycetes; Eurotiales; Aspergillaceae. Gene Ontology annotation, biological process: ergosterol biosynthetic process. Gene Ontology annotation, molecular function: iron ion binding; C-4 methylsterol oxidase activity. Bases 1 to 945 code for a protein of 314 amino acids. The transcript has 2 exons.